AUGUUAUCUGGGUUGAUGAACUUUUUGAGGGCCUGUUUCCGGCCAAGGUCCGAUCGAUAUGUUCACACGAAUUCAGACACUGGUGGUCGCCAAGACGGGCUGUUGUGGUACAAAGAUCACGGGCAGCACGUAAAUGGUGAAUUUUCUAUGGCAGUAGUGCAGGCCAACAAUUUACUUGAGGAUCAGAGUCAGCUUGAGUCAGGAAGUUUGAGCUUAAACGACUCUGGCCCAUAUGGUACUUUUGUUGGUGUUUAUGAUGGACAUGGGGGGCCUGAGACAUCACGCUACAUCAAUGAUCACCUCUUUCAGCAUCUUAAGAGGUUUACUUCGGAGCAACAAUCAAUGUCAGUGGAAGUGAUACGGAAGGCAUUUCAAGCAACAGAAGAGGGUUUUCUCUCUCUUGUUACUAAACAGUGGCCUACAAAACCACAAAUUGCAGCAGUUGGUUCCUGCUGCCUGGUUGGUGUUAUCUGUAAUGGAACCCUUUACAUUGCAAACCUCGGUGAUUCACGUGCUGUUUUGGGUAGAGCUGUGAAGGCAACAGGGGAAGUUCUGUCUAUUCAGCUAUCUGCUGAACACAAUGCUUGCAUUGAGUCUGUGAGACAGGAACUGCAGGCUUUGCAUCCAGAUGACUCACAUGUUGUAGUUUUAAAACACAACGUAUGGCGUGUAAAAGGUCUUAUACAGGUUUCCAGAUCUAUUGGUGAUGUAUAUUUGAAGAAGGCAGAGUUCAACAGGGAACCUUUAUAUGUUAAGUUUCGACUCCGUGAACCUUUCAAAAAGCCAAUAUUGAGUGCAGAACCGUCAAUUUCAGUGCACCAGUUGCAGCCUCACGAUCAAUUUAUUAUAUUUGCCUCUGAUGGCCUUUGGGAGCACCUAAGCAAUCAAGAAGCAGUUGAUAUUGUUCAAAAUCAUCCACACAAUGGAAGUGCAAGGAGGCUGGUAAAAGCUGCCUUGCAAGAAGCAGCAAAGAAGAGAGAAAUGAGAUAUUCAGACUUGAAGAAGAUCGAUCGCGGUGUACGGCGGCAUUUCCACGAUGACAUUACUGUGAUUGUUGUGUUUCUUGACUCGAAUCAGGUAAGCAGGGCUAGCUCAGUCAAGUGCUCCAAUAUAUCCGUUAGAGGAGGUGGAAUCAGUCUGCCUCCCAACACGCUGGCUCCUUGUACCACACCAACGGAAGCUGGCACUUCUGAAAGAGAUAAUGAGGAGCCACCCUUCAAUUCUUUAAUGUACACUGUAACUUUUAACCGGAUCUCAUACUUGAAUUUAGCUUCUGUGCGAAAAACCCUAGAACUGGUGAAGUACAAGCCUCUAGCACAGGGGCAAAGUUUCAGCGAUUUUCAACUCGGGUUCCGGCAGAUUCUUGUACAGGGUUUUCAUGGAGACACUGUGCACUGGAAGCAGUCCUCUCUUGGGGGGACAAAUGAUUAG
Molecule: messenger RNA, 1431 nt
Organism: Dovyalis caffra
Lineage: Eukaryota; Viridiplantae; Streptophyta; Magnoliopsida; Malpighiales; Salicaceae
Source: the annotation of a GenBank genome assembly